Diospyros lotus (date-plum) is the source of this 2360-nucleotide messenger RNA. RefSeq names its product UPF0548 protein At2g17695. The transcript has 5 exons. The record is from RefSeq and is a predicted model, not a curated record. NCBI's taxonomy places the organism in Eukaryota, Viridiplantae, Streptophyta, Magnoliopsida, Ericales, Ebenaceae. Bases 227 to 850 code for a protein of 207 amino acids.
CAUUCCAUUUGACUAUCCUUGAAUACCAGAUUCUCCCCCUCCUCUGACUGGCACGCUCUGCACUGCCGGAAUCCAAGCAAAACGCACAACAGCCAAGGGCGCUCUCGAUUGUUUUCCAUCAACUUGGACACGGAAAAUUGGUACCCAGAACAAGCAAUUUCUACUUCAAGCCUUCCUUGUCGCGUAAUCAUUGGUGUUGUGAAGAGUAUUCAAACAUUAGAGAGGAAUGGUUUUCUUGUGUUGGGCUCGGCCAUCUCCUCAAGAACAGAAGGCUUGCAUUGUGAAGUCUGGCACCUUUAACUAUGACUCUGAACACAGAGGAGCAAGUUCCAAGCCUACUUCAACACUGCAAGAAGAUAAGAAGCUAUCCAGAAAUGGUUUCCUAGUCAACCAUGCGCGAAGUUUAGUAGGUUCAGGGAUGGACACAUAUGAAAAGGGGAAAACUGCUCUCCAAAAUUGGAGGCAUUUUGGGUUAGAUUGGGCAUUUGUUGAUUCGAAAACUCCCAUUCAAAGUGGGGUCAAGUUCUGUGUAUGUGUAAAGGAAAUUUUCCCAUGGCUCAUGAUGCCUCUUCAGGUGGUGUAUGUAAAUGAGCACCGGAACACUAGAAAGGGAGUGGCCUCUUUUGGUUUUGGCAGCGGCACUCUUCAGGGACACUUACUGAACUCCAAUUGUCCAAUCCUAUCAUCUUUGAAGCCAAAGAAAAGGAGGUGGAGCAAUAAAUUUUGUCUGUCAGAAGCUGCAAAUGGUGGUAAAUAUGUGGUUCAAGUGGGAAGAAUUGAAGAUGAUGAUGAGCUCUGGAACAGGAGAAUGAAGUGUCCAGAAGUUCAGGGACAAGACCGAAAGCUUUAGAUUCUUUUUGGUUAUAAUAUAGAGCCACAAUCUUCCAUUAGAGCUUGCUUUUGGGUGGCUGGUUUUGGAGUUGACUUGAUUCGGGCGGCUGGACUUUGGAGUUGAUUUGGCUUGGGUGUCUGGACUUUAGAGUUGAUUUAGUUUGGGUGGCAAGAGUUUUGGGUUUCAUUGGCUUGAACAGACAGAUUUUGCGGUUGGAUUUUCCCUAGGUGGCCAAUGUUACAGAAGAGGACAAUUGUGAAAGAAUAUCAACUAAAAAUAUUUAAUUUAGUUAUAAUUUUUAUAUUUGUUAAUAAGUGUUGAUUCAGUUUGUUAAUCAACUAAAGGGAUAGGUUGAUUAUCAAGUUUAAGUCAACUGCCGUUAGCAAAUUUUUGUCAUGGUUAAUUUGUUCAAAAAUGAUGUAGUUUAGAUAAGUUGGGGAACAUUUUUGGGCUUUAGACUAAUGAAUGGGGCUGAUGACGAAAAAAAAACCUCAAGAAGUCAAAAUAACAAAAUUAAACCACAAGGAGUGCCCAUAAAAUGACCCAAACCAAAAUGAGGCACGGUUGUGAUUUACCCAUGUUUUAAUUAUGAUAGUUACAACCUUGAAAAGAUUGGAAUUAUGAUGUUUUCAGGAGACACAAAGUUGGUGGUCUUCUAGGUCUUAUUUCCACUAGAGUGUCCCUAGUGCACAAGGCUCCUUGAUUUUUGAGGGUUGUAUUCACGCACAACUUUUCUUUUGCUUUUUGCAAAUAGACUUUUCACAACUCAAAUCUAAGACUUUCUUGCCACAAGAGAACAACUUUAUUGUUGUUACCGAUGCUCGCCCUUAAUGUGAAAUGAACAAUAACACAUCUCAGAUAAAAUUGAACAUGAAGAUCUCAAGAUAAAAGCUCUGCAUGUGCUUUUUGACUUCUCUGGAGUUCCAAUCUUAUAUGGAGGGAUCUCUUAACUUGUUUUUUAAAGUCCAAACCCAAUUUUAUACAAGUUUUGGUUCCAAGAAAACCUUAUUUUGUAAAAGAGAUGCCAUUCUAUAGAGCUGGACUAAAUCUGGCUCAUGGCAUUUAACAAUUUUAACUUGCUUAAGCACUCACAGGAGCCACUCAAGCGGCCUCCCACAUAGCAGUCAGUUUGCAACUCUGUUUUGACCUUGAAACAUUGAAAAUACAAAAUUUUCAUGAGGCACAAAGUUUUAGCACUUUAAGUCUACUUUCCAAUGGUACCAGAAUAAUUUCAAUUUCGCAUCAAAUGAAAAAGCUGUGGCCAAAUAACCUUUUCCUUUAUUUAGCUCCAAACUUGAUUUUGCUUCUAACAAUUAUCCUUGGAAUGUUGUAACCUGAAUUUAAUCUUUCAGACCAAGCGUUAAGAUUUAAAUUAAAGAUUAGUACAGGUGUUUUGUUGAUCAAAUUUCUAUACACAAAAUUCCUAACAAGUCAUAUGGUAUGUGAUCAUUGAUAAUUUUGUUUUGUUUUAAAAAAUUUGAAAGUAAAAACCAGUGUUCAAAAACGCGCUAGGCGUUAGUCGGGCACC